AUGGCUCUGUUCGACGCUUGGAUCAGUACGUCAAACGAUCUCAUCCUCUGGAAUCAACAAAACCGCAAGGUUUUUUGGGAUAAGGUCAUCGUCGUAUACAACGCAAAUAAGCCGAGGGGGGCCUUCCGCCGCAACCUGAAGAUGCUUCGAACUCAUUUUGAGCGAGCCGACAGAGAUGUCAAAAGAUUUUGUGGGAUCUACAAGAGGGAAGCGGAGCAAUACCAAAGCGGAGCCAGUGGAUCCGACAUUCUGAGAGCGGUUUUGCGAAUCUUCAAAUCCGACACCGGCAAAGAUUUCAUAUUUCCCGAUGUUUGGGAGGUGGUCAAACAUCUUGAUAUCCUCCACGGGCUCGUGCUCGAACCGCACGAAGCAUACGGCUAG
Salvia splendens (bonfire salvia) is the source of this 381-nucleotide messenger RNA. RefSeq names its product glutathione S-transferase T3-like. The record is from RefSeq and is a predicted model, not a curated record. Bases 1 to 381 code for a protein of 126 amino acids. The transcript has a single exon. NCBI's taxonomy places the organism in Eukaryota, Viridiplantae, Streptophyta, Magnoliopsida, Lamiales, Lamiaceae.